Messenger RNA from Quercus lobata, 1182 nucleotides. RefSeq names its product proline-rich receptor-like protein kinase PERK3. The transcript is spliced from 8 exons. Gene Ontology annotation, biological process: protein phosphorylation. Lineage: Eukaryota; Viridiplantae; Streptophyta; Magnoliopsida; Fagales; Fagaceae. The coding region runs from base 1 to 1182 and encodes 393 amino acids. The record is from RefSeq and is a predicted model, not a curated record. Gene Ontology annotation, molecular function: protein kinase activity; ATP binding.
AUGAUUUCGUUUUGCAACUUUGUUUCUGAAAACUCCCAACUUGAAAAUAUCAGAGUUCAGACGCACACUGCCACGCAUAAACCUGAAUACCCUGCCAACCUUGCAAUUUGGACCUUACUCACGAGCCACAGCCAAGGAAGUCGAUACCGUUCCGUACAUGAUGAUGAACCUUUUGAUGUCCCAGAGAAACAAAUGCCAUCACCAUCCCUUGGUUUUUCUCUGAAGCCAUUUUCAAAUAAAGAUCUAGCCAAUGCAACUGGCAAUUUCUCCAAAUCCUGCUUCAUUGGUGAAGGUGGUUAUGGUCCUGUUUAUAAAGGAAUCCUUUCAAAUGGCAAAUUGGUUGCCGUUAAGCAGUUGAAAUCUGGAAGUGUACAGGGGGAGGGGGAAUUCCUGGCAGAGGUUAAUAUUAUUAGCUCUAUCCAUCACAAAAACCUUGUUUCACUGGCUGGAUACUGCGUAGAUGGCACAGAUAGAAUGCUUGUUUAUGAAUUUGUCCCAAACAAAACAUUGGAUUUUCAUCUGCAUGGAGAAGGGGAACCGACUAUGAGCUGGCCAAAUAGAAUGAAAAUAGCUCUAGGCACUGCAAAAGUAUUGGCAUAUCUGCUUGAGGACUGUCAGCCUAAGAUCAUACACCGUGACAUCAAGCCAGCUAAUAUUCUUAUUGAUGAUAUCUUUGAUCCAAAGGUUGCAGAUUUUGGGCUUGCUAGGUUUUUACCAGAUGCUGAUGCUUACUACACUAGAGUAAUGGGAACUGCUGGUUAUGCGGAUCCAAUUUAUACUAAUGAUGGACGGCUCACUGAUAAGUUGGAUGUUUACUCCUUUGGUGUUGUGCUUUUGGAGUUGAUUACUGGACGCAAACCUAUCAGUCAAAAUCCACCCUUCAACAUGGUUAAUUGGGCAAAGCCUUUGCUCUCACCAGCUUUGAAAAAGAAGAAAUUUGAUGAUCUCGUCGAUAAAAGGUUGGAAAAGAACUUUGACUCUAAAGAAAUGGCUCGAAUGGUUAGUUGUGCUGCUAAAUGCUUGCGUCUAUCAUAUGAGGAACGGCCAGGAAUGAGCCAGAUACUUCGUGAGUUAGAAGGAGAUCUUUCUCAAGUAGUGACGGUCGACAAAAAAGGAUUGCACAAGUGGCGGCCCAAAAAUAUUUUUAGAAGGGCCCCAAUUAGCCCGAAUACAGAUAUGUAA